UAAAUGACAUGGGGGGAAAGUGAAAAAUCAGGUUUUGACAAGGGCGUUUUCUGUAAUUUAGCCUAUUUUAAAUUAUGUGUAGAUGACUUUCCUUUCUUCCUUGUGAAGAGAGAAAUUUGCAAGGAUUUGUCAUAUUUUGGCUUUUCUCAUGAGUUUCUAGUUGCGUAACUAUCCUACCAAAAGUUAUGUGGCAUAUACAGGUCACAAUCCAAUUUUUAAUGCAAUAUCUUAUUGGCCUUUGAUAUGUAUUAAAAGCUACUUAUGGGAGGGACUUUCUCGGACAAAUCCCUUUGUACAUUCAUUUUGAUGCAUCCAUUUCAUCAGCGCCAACGCACAAACUACCUGUCUUUCCAUCACCACUUAUCCUUGGUACUGCUGAGGUUGCAUGAGAAUAACUGCGAUUGAUAAGAUUUAUGAUUCUACUCUCCCCUUUAGAAACUCGACAAUUGUCAAUCUUCAAGCAUGUUGUGCCAAUGUUGACAGCCCUGUAUGUUAACAGCCUGUUGUGAAAUUUUGGUUUAUUAUUCAGCUGUAAAUGGGUCCAGAUGCAUUUUGGGUUUAUCCUUCUGGAAGUAAAUAUUUCUUUAAUCAUCAGAGUAACAAUUUUUGGUGCGCUAAUUCCAUUAAAUGACAGAAUUUUUCAGUGGUCUUUAAAUGAUAGUAGGUAAGUUGGACAUUAACCUUUUCCUGCAAGAUAUUCCGAGGGAAAAGUGUUGCUGAAUUUAUCCCAUCGAAUAUUUCAUUUGUGAUUACAGAUUGAACCGAAACAAAAAUACUUUACUUUUUCUUGGUAGGUGUGAUCCGUUGAACAUAAAUCCAAUUUUUCAAUUUUGUUGAUUCUUUAAAAUUUGUUUUCCCGUUUCUGGUGGAAGGGUAUCCAUUAUAGAUACUAAUCAAUUUUGCGUGUGUGUGUGUGUAUAAAUAAUUAUAUAUGCCUUUUGGUUUUUGAUAUUUUGUUUUGACUAGAAAAUAAGAGAAAUUCGGGUAUGGGCCUACUAUCUUAGUAGUUUCUUGAUGUAUGUUAAUGAGCUUACUUUUCAGCACACUUAUCAUGGGAAAUAAGCAGAAUGAUGUCCAUUAUUGCAUCUAUUCUACACAAUAAACAAGAAAUAAGCAACCUGCAGAGUACCCUAAGCAGAUAAAUCCAAGGGCAGAUGGAGUGCCCUAAGCAGAUGGAGAUUCAGUACAAACACUAGUCUUUUGCUGCCUUUUUGUCAGUGGCAUAAUGCCCUCACUUUCACACUCGGGAUUUCUUUUUUGCCUCUUUUUGCAUCAACUCUGGUUGGAUUAAAUUCUUCUAGUUAUUUGUAGGGCUAUGAAGCUCUUUGCAAUUGGGAAUGCUUUGGGUCCUUCAGAAUAUUGCCCUUAAAAGUUGUUGAUGUAUUGGCAAAUACAUUUUGGCACUUUGAGAUUGCAUAUAAUAAACAAUCAAAGGCCUCUUCAUCACAUGCGCCAACAUAUCAAUAACUUAUAAAGGCAACAUUCUUGAGUACCUAUAGUAGUACUCUUGCAGAUGGGAUUGGAGAAAGUCCUUUUUUUGCCACAAUAGGAUAUGUAUCAAAUCAUUUUAUGGAGCCAUAUGAAAUGGUAAAGACCUAAUCAAGGACAAUAAGUUAAAGAAAGAGUGAAAGAGAGUUGCAAUGGAGAAAGCGGUAAGGAAUCUAUGGGUGGAGGCAAGAGAGCUGAUGAGACAGGGCGAUUUGGGUGGGGUGGAGCGGCUUGAUUCACCCCCAUCCCCUCUUCGGUUCUUGAGGGAGUAUGUGUCUGCGAACAGGCCAUUCAUUGUGUCCGGCGCUGCCACCCGCCAUUGGCCAGCUAUUUCUCACUCCCUCUGGUCCAAUGAUGACUACCUCUGCAAUGCCCUCCGCAACUGCACCGUUUCUGUCCACCUCACCCCCAACGGCCGAGCCGAUGCCCUCGCACCCUUGCCCCUUCCUUCCGGUGGUGAAGGAGAGAGCAUCACUAAAGAUGGCACUCAGAAAAGAGGCGGCCUCUGCUUUGCAUCAGCUUGUGUCCGGUCGAUGGAGUUCCCAGAGGCCCUGCAGCUCAUCAAGGCCACCGGGAGAGCAUUGGGCCCUUCCACUGCAAGUGUGGUGGCGUACGCACAGCAGCAAGACAAUUGCUUGCCCGGGGAGUAUGCAGCAGUGGCGGGGGAUGUGGAAGCCCAUAUCCCUUGGGCCAGUGAGGCGCUGGGUUGCCUCCCGGAGGCCGUUAACCUGUGGAUAGGCAACGACCGCUCCCAAACCUCCUUCCACAAAGACCACUACGAGAACCUCUAUGUCGUCAUCACGGGCGAGAAGCACUUCCUCCUCUUACCCCCUACUGAAGUCCACCGACUGUACAUAUGUCCCUACCUAGCAGCUCGCUAUACCCUUUCCUCUGCCUUGCUGGACACUGGAACCGGUGGUUUGAGGUUUGAUUUGGAAGUGGAAGAGCCUGAGAGACAGGUGCCCUGGUGUAGUGUGGACCCAUACCCUCCAUCACCUGAGGACUUGGCUGUGCAAAUGUCUUCCUUCCCUCUCUACUUCGACGGUCCGAGGCCAUUUGAAUGCACCGUCAAGGCUGGCGAGAUCCUUUACCUGCCAAGUAUGUGGUUUCAUCACGUGCGGCAAACACCUGACAGCAAUGGACAGACCAUCGCUGUAAACUACUGGUAUGAUAUGCAGUUUGAUAUCAAAUAUGCAUAUCUCAACUUUCUGCAAUCCAUCGAACACCCUCUUUCUGCUGGUGAUUCUUCCAGAAAGAAAGCUGAACAGGACAUCAAAUCGAAUUAUGAUGAAUUCUAUAAUUCGGUUGAUGUUUGAAAUUUCCCGAGGAUUAAUAGAUUCCUUUCUGGGACUAGCUGCUAACUACUCUGGGGCAUUAACAUCUAAGAUACCACAAAGAGUAAACAGCGAUAGAAGGCAGAAGAGUAGUUCAGACAAUAAUUACUCAAAAACGGAGUUUUGCUGAAUGCUUGAGAAAUACAACCGCUCCUGUCAUCUUGCUAGCCGGUAGAUACCACUCACCAAAUUACGAUUGACUCUAUCAUGUGAUUUAGUCCUGGGAUGCUGAUUUACUUCUGUUUCUAAUUGAAGCACCUUCUUUCAGCUCGUGUAACAUAAACGUUGUUGAUAGGUUUCUCAACUGUCUUAUGCUUUUUGAUGGCUAUUCUGAUAUUUAUAGUUUGAAUAUUCACCAGCAGUUGUGUUUGAAGCUAGGAAAUUACUCGACUGUAAGUUCAUUUCUUUAUAUUUUGGCCUUUCUGCUGAAUCGACCUGGCAUA
This is a messenger RNA of Ananas comosus (pineapple), 3265 nucleotides long. Its product is annotated as jmjC domain-containing protein 7. NCBI's taxonomy places the organism in Eukaryota, Viridiplantae, Streptophyta, Magnoliopsida, Poales, Bromeliaceae. The record is from RefSeq and is a predicted model, not a curated record. Bases 1641 to 2804 code for a protein of 387 amino acids. The transcript is spliced from 5 exons. Gene Ontology annotation, molecular function: 2-oxoglutarate-dependent dioxygenase activity.